UGCUGUGACAUCAGUAUGUUCUUUAGAAGGACGGGAACUAGCCUCUACGUGUGUUUUGUUCCGGUUACAGUAGUAACAUUUAGCUCAGGGGAACCGGUGUGAAGACAGUUUUUUUGUUUUUCCUUGGUUCAUUCAGUGGCACAGGAGAUGGUUUGGUGCGAAGAGUGACUGCAGGCAAGUGAGACAGAUCCUGUAUGAAGGAAGAAAGAUGGAAAGCGCUUCUGUUUUGCUGGAGUCAAAGUCUUUGCCAAUCAAACUUUUGAAUGAAAUGUAUCAUUUACGACAGCUUGGAUAUCUUUGCGAUGUGACUGUUAGAGUGGAGCACCAAGGUACUAGAGAGGAAUUUAUAGCUCACAAAUCCAUAUUGGCAGCUUCGAGUAAAUAUUUUAAGGAGGUAUUCCUUAAUGCAAACAUAGUUGAUGGCUCUAAUGCAUAUAUAUUAUUAAAUGAAAUACAAGCUAAGGACUUUGCUUCUUUUCUUGAGUUUGUAUAUACUUCAAAGGUGGUAGUAGAGGAAGACCAGAUACAGCGAAUGAUUGAUAUAGCUGAAAGGCUUAAAUGUUUGGAACUUGAAGAAACUUGCUUCCAGCUUAAAAAACAGAUGCUUGAGUCAGUGUGGUUAGACUUGCAGAUAAUUUCAGAAAGCCGAGAACCCGAAGAAGACCUAAAUCCACCACCAAGCAACCAUACUCCGUCAUCUGUAGAGGAUGAUAUACAAAUCGAUAAUAUUACAACCGUUCACCCUGAUGAUACUGUGGAAAAAAGUACAAAUGAAUUGUGUCCCAAUACAUCACCUGCAAUGACAGAAGAAAACAUGGAAAUUAAAAAAGAGUCUCAAAAACUUUCACAUACCAAAAAUAGAAGAUCUAGUGGGCGUCUAGCUGGAAAAAAGCCAGUGGUUGAAAUUCCCAAAAAAAAGUAUACUAGAAAAUUACGGGAGCAGCAAAAUAGUACAGAAGUUGACAAUACUUUCAGUGUAAAUGAAAUAGAGCAAAGUAGGCAUAAUAUAGAAAUAACAGAUGGACAAGGUGAUGAUAGUAUGAAGGCUGAAGAAGAAGAAUGUGAUAGCCAUUAUGAAAUGGACAGUAGUAAAAAGUCAGAUGUAGACAGCAAGCAGUGUGAAGAGGAUGUUACAUACACAAAUGGUGACGAAAGCUUUCAGGACUUGAAACUUGAUCAUAUGGCUUCUGAAGAAGCUGCUCAUCGUUGUGAAAUCUGUAAUCAGACAUUUGCUAAUAGCUGUAAUUUGAAAAGUCACGAGCGUCACGUUCAUAGUAAUGAAAGACGAUUCCCAUGUGAAAUCUGUGACAAAAAGUUUAAAAGGAAAAAGGACAUAAAGAGGCAUAUUCUACAAGUCCAUGGGGGUGGUGCUGAGAGACAUUUCUGCCAAGAGUGCGGCAAAGGUUUAAGUUCAAAAACAUCUCUUAAACUUCAUGAGAGGACUCAUACAGGUGACAAACCUUUUAAGUGCACCCAGUGUGAUGCCAGAUUUUCUCAGACAUCUGCACUUAAAACACAUAUGAGAAUUCACACUGGGGAGAAACCGUUUGUCUGUGAUGAAUGUGGAGCAAAAUUUUCUCAAAACCACAUGCUUAUCUAUCAUAAAAGACACCACACAGGAGAAAGACCUUUCAUGUGUGAAACCUGUGGAAAGAGUUUUGCCUCUAAAGAAUAUUUAAAACAUCACAAUCGAGUCCAUACUGGCUCUAAACCAUAUAAAUGUGAUAUCUGCUUGAGAACAUUUGCUCAGAGGAACUCCCUUUACCAACACAUUAAAGUCCACACAGGGGAUCGGCCUUACAGUUGCAAUGAAUGUGGAAAACAAUUCACUCAACUCAAUGCACUACAAAGACACCAACGUAUACACACUGGAGAAAAACCCUACAUGUGUAUUGCAUGUCAGCGAACAUUUACUGAUAAAUCUACGCUCCGAAGACAUACAUCUAUCCAUGACAAAAAUACUCCAUGGAAGUCGUUCCUUGUGGUUUUGGAUGCUGCAGAUAAAGGAGAUGAUGAUGAUGAUGAGCAAAAACCAGAGCUGAAAGCGGAAGAUUGUGACAGCUCGCUUAAAUCAUUAUCAAAGUUGACUUACACAGAAAAUGACCACUAUCAGAAUGUGACUAUCAUGCCAGGAACUGUGGAUAUACUACAUGAAAACAGUUCUACCUCUAUUCUUAGUUGCAAGUCCGACUGUGCGCUUAUUCCUCAGGAAGUGUACAUAGCCACAUCAUUAAACCAGCUCACAGUACUCCAUACACAAACUGAAUCUAUUCAUGCUAUGGUUCAUAUGGAGUAGAUUGAACUCUGGACUUUAAGCCCUAGCAAAAAGUCUCUGUCUGUAUUGGCUGUGUUUACAAUGCCCUGGAAUUUAUCAAAUAAAAAGAAAUAUAGACAUUGUUUUA
Bombina bombina (fire-bellied toad) is the source of this 2402-nucleotide messenger RNA. RefSeq names its product GDNF inducible zinc finger protein 1 (gene GZF1). The record is from RefSeq and is a predicted model, not a curated record. Lineage: Eukaryota; Metazoa; Chordata; Amphibia; Anura; Bombinatoridae. The coding region runs from base 209 to 2296 and encodes 695 amino acids. Gene Ontology annotation, molecular function: protein binding. Gene Ontology annotation, biological process: regulation of immune system process; negative regulation of transcription by RNA polymerase II; regulation of cytokine production. The transcript has 6 exons.